AUGGCGGUGCUUCACAUUUUUAUUAAACCAAAAACAAUUUACGAUUGUACGAUUUUCAUCUGCUCUCUCCAGUUCUUCUUGUGCUGUAACGGAUUUUGGAGGCGUAACGGUCGUUACAUAAUGACCAAAGGCAGUCGAAUCUACACAUUUGUCGCGCCUAUAGUUUACGUGCUUGGCGCUGCUUACACUAUUUACAAUAAACUAACAGAUCCCUAUCAAAAGGAGCGUACUUUCAGUCUCGAUAGUUUAUUGCUAUCCAUAAUAUUUUCGGAAAUCUUUAUGUCGUCUUUAGUUUUUUUUAUCUCAGUAUUUUCCCUACAGUAUCACAGUAAGAGACAUUUACAUAUAUACGAACGGCUACAGACAAUUGAUGAAUAUUUUAUUAAAGAGUUUGGUGCCAAUAUGAAUUAUCACAAACUACUGAGAAAAGUUAUAGUGGUGAUGACAUUAUCUUCCAUUGUGUACUUAGGAGCAGUUCUAUGGGCAACACUUCAACUAUCCAAUAAUGAUUUUAUACUAAUGUUUAUGGGUGCUAUGUGUUAUUGUUUAAUAACUGGUAGCAUUAAUUUUAAUGGUUAUGCUCAUAUGAAUUUAGCCGAAAUUAUCAAAAUUCGCUGUCGGUUAUUACAGAAGAUUUUGAAUAGAGAGUUUAUAGAUUACAAGUUUCCGGAAAGCAAUUUACGAGAGUUACGCUUACAAAGAGCAGUGGAGAUAUGGAAAGAGCUACAACAAAUAAUACGUGAGAUAAAUAGAGUGUACACAUUAUCAUUACUUUUUACUUUGGCACAUGACUUCAUGUUGACAACGAGUGAAUUAUAUAUGGUGUUUGGAAGAACUAUUGCCGGUCAAAAUACUAGUUAUUAUUUACUCAGUUAUGUGGUCAUGGUGAUGCUACCUCCACUCUACAAGAUGAUAAUGGCGCCCAUUUAUUGUGAGGAAACAAUAAAAGAGAGUACAAAAUGUGUACGUCUCAUAGAGCAAUUAAACUCCUGGUAUCCUAAAAGUGUAAAAAUACGAAAUUUGGUUGAAACACUUAUGAUGUGGCGUUUGGACAAUAAUGUCGAAUUCAAUUGCGGUUUUAAUCUGACCAUACGGCGUACUAUCAUAACAACGGUUACAUCAGUGGUUUUUAACUAUCUUCUUAUUUUGAUACAGUUUCGGAUGACACAAGAUAUGGGCGAUAAUAUGGAGCAACAGAAAAACUUACUACGUGAAUGGGCUAAUCAAGGACCCGAUUUUCUAUAUUAA
Molecule: messenger RNA, 1248 nt
Organism: Teleopsis dalmanni
Lineage: Eukaryota; Metazoa; Arthropoda; Insecta; Diptera; Diopsidae
Gene: Gr57a
Product: putative gustatory receptor 57a
Exons: 3
Coding region: 1-1248 (415 amino acids)
Biological process (GO): sensory perception of taste
Cellular component (GO): membrane
Source: RefSeq, a predicted model, not a curated record